Molecule: messenger RNA, 605 nt
Organism: Kogia breviceps (pygmy sperm whale)
Lineage: Eukaryota; Metazoa; Chordata; Mammalia; Artiodactyla; Physeteridae
Gene: RPS16
Product: ribosomal protein S16
Biological process (GO): translation; maturation of SSU-rRNA from tricistronic rRNA transcript (SSU-rRNA, 5.8S rRNA, LSU-rRNA)
Cellular component (GO): cytosolic small ribosomal subunit; ribosome
Molecular function (GO): structural constituent of ribosome; RNA binding
Source: RefSeq, a predicted model, not a curated record
ACGCGCCUGCGCAGACCCUGAAAAGCAGCCAGGGUGACCCAGCGUUUUCCUUUUCCGGUUGCGGCGCCGCGCGGUGAGGAGCUCUUGUGAACACCCGCAGCUAUGCCGUCCAAGGGCCCUCUGCAGUCGGUGCAGGUCUUCGGACGCAAGAAGACGGCCACGGCCGUGGCGCACUGCAAACGAGGUAACGGCCUCAUUAAGGUGAACGGGCGACCCCUGGAGAUGAUCGAACCUCGCACGCUGCAGUACAAGCUACUGGAACCUGUUCUGCUUCUGGGCAAAGAGCGAUUUGCUGGUGUUGACAUCCGUGUCCGAGUGAAGGGUGGUGGUCACGUAGCUCAGAUUUACGCAAUCCGCCAGUCCAUCUCCAAAGCCUUGGUGGCCUAUUACCAGAAAUACGUGGAUGAAGCUUCCAAGAAGGAGAUCAAAGACAUCCUCAUCCAGUAUGACCGGACGCUGCUGGUAGCUGAUCCCCGUCGCUGCGAAUCCAAAAAGUUUGGAGGUCCUGGUGCCCGUGCUCGCUACCAGAAAUCCUACCGAUAAGCCCAUCGUAAAGAUCAGGGUUCACCUUUAUAAUAAAAAUGUUAUGGGGUUUAAGGUUUCAA